This is a messenger RNA of Solea senegalensis (Senegalese sole), 1422 nucleotides long. RefSeq lists its product as uncharacterized. The record is from RefSeq and is a predicted model, not a curated record. Bases 71 to 1381 code for a protein of 436 amino acids. Gene Ontology annotation, molecular function: protein binding. NCBI's taxonomy places the organism in Eukaryota, Metazoa, Chordata, Actinopteri, Pleuronectiformes, Soleidae. The transcript has 16 exons.
GUGUGUGUAAAUGACAGGAGAGCGUGUGUGUGUGUGUGUGUAGACGGCAGAUCACAGCUGGCGCGUGAACAUGGCACCGAAAGAUCCUCUCCUCAGUUCAUUGAAAGUGUGUGUCUUGAACCUUCAGUCAGAUGAAGACUCUACGAUAACAGACGCCAGCCGUCACCUCUCCUCCUGCUGUGAGCUCCUGGAGCUGGUGCUCAGGAAAGGACUCCAACAACCAGUUCUCAGUCUGGUUCACAGAGAUUACUGGCACUGUUUUGAGCAGCUGCCACAUCACGACACCUGCUCCAGGCUCUCCGCUCUGUCGUUGGCCGUGGAGCAGACCAGAGUUUGCAGGAAGCUGCUCUCGGCUCAGGGUCGAGGGCGUUACCUGCUGCGACUGGCCCUCAACCGCAAGACCCUCCCACAGUUCAUCACCCACCUGCUGCACACGCCGCGAGUCCUGGAGUGGUACAGUCCGACACUAUCAAUCCUCAGGAAUGAAGAAUUUUUAGAGCCUUUCAUGUCACUGUUGCUCGUCCUCUCUCACAUGCAGUUUAAACUGGAUAUGGAGAAUUGCAGUUUUCUGGAUGAGAGUUGUCUUCUACCGGUGUGUGAGAUGUAUGAGGUGGUGCCCUGUCGGGAAGUGGGGAUGGUUUUGAGGUAUCUAAGUGGACGCGUCUUUGUCCUCGAACUAGUGCCUGGCAGUCAGGCCCACGUGGACAAGUUUGUGCGUCCCGGUGACAUUAUUGAUGAAAUCAAUGGGACGUCGUUGAGGAAUUCAAAGUGUGGGCAGGCAGGUGUGCUUCUGUCACGACUGAAGGGUUGCCCCCUCUCCAUGCGUGUCCUGCGAUGGCGUGCCCAUGAUGGAACCAUGUACCGGCCUCUUGUCAAGCUCCUGCGGGCACUUAGGACAGAAAACCCCACGCUGCAGCUCAAUCCUGCUCCUUUGCCAAACUCUGUCCCCCCGGAACAGACGCCACCGUCUACUUCACAGUGUCUCAAAGAGGGAAGGAUUGUGAACAUUGUGCAGUUCUUGGGAAAAGCAAGCAUUGGAUUGUUUGGAGGAAAGGAAGUGCUACAGCAAGCAAUUCCACAGGUGUUACAACAGAACUUGCCCAGCAAGGAAGUGCUUUUAGAUAUGAAGGAAACACAUUUGACAUGCACAGAAAGAAGCACCAAACAGGAGCUGUUUGAGCAUCACUAUCCUGAAAUUUCAUGUGUGGGGAGAUACGGCCAACCAGACUAUACGAUAUUUGCCUUCUGUGUGGCAGACUCCCCAGAAACUCCUCAGUCAGGCUUCUGCUGUGUGGCGCUCAAAGCCAGCACCAUCAAGGAGUGUGAGGAGAUUGUGUGUCGAAUAGCUGCUGGGUUCAAACAUACAGAAUGGUUUGUAUGACAAUCAGCUCAUUUUAUUGUAAAUAAAUUAUACUAAUGCCA